UGCACCUGGAAGCCUGAGGGAACUCCAGCAGUCUGGGCGCAGAAAUCCAGAGUCCUCCAGACACGCAGAGAGGCCAGUGAGGGCACCCCAGAUCUGCCCAGCUCCUCCUCUGCAGACCUAUGGCCAGGCGCGGCUGCUAAACAGGCUGGGCUAGGCUGGUUGUGUGGGCCAGCCCACCUAUCGGGAGCUCAGCAGGUCUCCAAAUGAAGCCUGGAAUGGGGAGGCUAAUGUGGAAGCCUCAAACCCACCUCUCUCCUUCACUGCACCUGGAAGCCUGAGGGAACUCCAGCAGUCUGGGCGCAGAAAUCCAGAGUCCUCCAGACACGCAGAGAGGCCAGUGAGGGCACCCCGGAUCUGCCCAGCUCCUCCUCUGCAGACCUGUGGCCAGGCGCGGCAGCUAAACAGCUGUUUUGAAGUCUUGUAUUGCUUUGAUUGUUUUGUUUCUGGUUGGCUUUAUUCAGCUUUGUUUUCUUUGAUUUUAUUCUCUUUAAAAUAAAAAUUUAAAAAACUUUAAAAAGUUGAAAUUUUAGUUACUACAAUAAUAUUAGCUGUGAGGAACUGCAUUAAGUACAUACUUUGCCAUUAGCCCUACUGCUGUCCACAUUCCGCAUGUAAAUAACACACACACAGACACUCAUAAUCAAUGGCCAAUUAUUAUCACUUCUUUCAAAAUCUGUCACUGGUUAUAUUAUGCCUUAUUUCAGUGGACACACAAAUAGCACUAUCUCCUAUUUUAUAAAAAAUUUAUAAAAAUUGUUAACAAAAAUGAGCCUAACCCAACAAAAGUGGAAGUUCAGCAAAGGAAUGAAGUAGUAUGAAUGAAAUUGGAGAGUGUUUAUGAUGAAAAGGUUAAACACAUCACAGAGAAAGCACAGAUUCAGCUGACUGAAACACAGCGACCACAGCAGUACACCUGUGCAUGAAACGCACUGUCAGAGAUAGCUUAACUGUGGUGAAAGUGCAAAGGAUGCAGUGUGGGGGACCUGAUCCAACCCUAGAGAGGUGACAUUUUGCCCAGGCAUACAAAUGAUAUGCUUAAACUUUAAGUUAUUCGGCAAGAAGUCAGCAAGCACUGUUCAAAUUACUUUAAAUAAUUUUUACAGAGCACUUUAAUUCUUAUUCUUUCUAAUGUCUUAAACUACAGUACACUUAAUAAAAUGAAUUUUACUUUCUUGUGUUCGUCUUUAGGUGAUAUGAAGUAGGGUUUUUUUUUUAACAGUUUGACCAAUGCAUUUUAAAGGCCACAGAACAAUUAUAAUUGCUCCUAUUCAGAUACUGUGAUCACUUUGCAUGAUUUCAGCUUGUAGCCUCAUUUUUAUAGCGCCACAUACUGUGCAAAAUGAGAACUUUGUAUUGUUGCUUUUAUUAGCAAUUAUUUUGUCCAGUAAAUCAAAUGCUGUAAUUUUAUGACUAUUGUUCACUGCUUUUCAAUAUUUGAAUUUUUCUCCUGCUUCUGUCUUUGCAUUCUCUAGGUUAUCUCUGUUCUAGUUGAGCCAUGUCUUGUCUAAGUUAUUCUGCUAGGCUACUGAUAUAUCCUCCAUGAAAGUACAGUAUUUAACCUCUUUAUUUUAGUACUUUUCAGUAUUGUGACCUAUUUCUUCACUCUCCUAAGUCUCCUACUUAAAUUCCAUACUAAGACCUUCUCUUUUAUUCUUCCUCCUAUUAAUAUCCUAUUCUUCCAUACUCCCGUUCAAUCCUGAAAGCCCGUCAGUUCUUUAAUAUAUUGCCUUCCUUUCAGACUGACACCUGCCCUAGGACAUAUGCGUAAAGGAACUUCUUUGAAUUCAUUGCUUACCUCCUUACUUUUCAUCUACAUUUCUGUCAGUCAUAAAAGACUACUAUUCUUAAAUUUAAAUUAUUACAGAAAAUUUCAUGUAAGCAAAAUAUAAAAUGCUAACUGGAAAUUGACCACUUAACACUCACAACGAUUGUGUAUUUUCAUUAUAUAUAUUUUGCAUUUCUUGAGUCAGGUGGGUGUAUAGUUGAAUAUUCAAAAAAAUAAACUUUAUAUUAAAUAGUGAUAAUGGAAAACUUGCUUUUAGUUUUCUGUUCACUUUGGUUUGAUGUAAUUGUUUCCUAGAGUUCUGAGGCUGAAGAUAAAACCCUUACCUACCUGCUGUUUUCUGCACAUGCAUAGAAUGAAGAGCCGGCUGCAGAGAGCUGGAGCAGUUGGCUCUGGACAGUUUGAUUUGGGCAUGUGUCAGGGUCCCAAGGGAAGCUAGCAGCCUGGUCAGUUUCCUCCUCGACUCUGAAAUCAAAGUGAGGUGCUUUAGCAAGGCAUCUGAGUUUGAUGAGCUUGCAAAAGCUUUUUCAAGUUGAAAAUGCUGAAAGAAAAAAGUUUCAAUCUAAAUAAAUAAAUCCCGGCUUCUACUGUUUAGACGCCUAUUACCUUUUGAAUUUCCUGUGUCAUUGUGCAUUUAAUGCUACUUAAAAUAAGAGUUCAUUUUUGCAAAAAAGCAUGAGUGACUAUUUGGCUUGCUUCAGCUCAUGGUUUCUUAAAGAGAUCACAAGGAAAUUCACAGAGGCCCCAAACUUGUGAAGGUACAAGCAUCAAAGUCAGUUAAUUGGAAUUUCUAAAAAAAAAUUUUUUUAAGCCUCCUAACUCCUAAAACAGUUAUCUGCUAUAAACAGAAACUCUGUCCUGCUUGUCCAAGCCCACAUUCCAUCCUGAAUUAUUGAUUUCGUUGGUCAUAAGCUGUCAUCCUGUUAGGAGCAUUUUGCUGUGCAGCCUUACGGAAAAUUUUUCCUUAAGCCGGUUGUGCAUCUCCUGUUUUAAAGUGGAGGCAGAGUGAAGAUUUGAAUGUAGAAUACAGUGACUGCACUCUGACUGGAGUAAUCAAUGCCAGAACAUCCUUACAGCUUUUCUUCUAGAACAAGGGCAAACUCAGCUAAAAAGUUUGUUUAAAUCAUGCUUGGCAUAACAAGAACCUUUCAACUCUCUAUCUCUGACUGGCUAUGAAUACACCUGACUCAUCACCACAGUGCCUUUCAACUCAGUGCCACUCAGCUGAACUUCUCCUUCUGCUUUAGACAGACAGUUAAAAUUCAGGAAGGCCUCUGGGAAGGCUGUAGGCUUUUAUACAUGGCAUCAUUUUAUAGCAAAGGAAUUCCAUAGCUCUUAAAUAUCUCACACAAAAUAAAAUAUGGGCUUUUUCUCUGAAUACUCUCCACCUCUUUGUGGUGUCUCACUGUGUAAUUGAGUUACAUAGUCAUGAGCACUUAUUUCUAAGCAGAGAUUAUGUCACAACAAAGAUUUUAAAGAUAAUAAAAAGAAUGACAACCAAAAGGAGUAUCUAAAACAAAUUUCUUCAUAAUCUUAGUCCAAAGUUUUUUGGGAUUUUAUUUUUUGAGACUUUUCUUUGUAGUCCUGGGGUUGAACCCAAGGCCUCAGGCAUGUGAGGCAGGCGCUGUACCGCUGAGCUAUAUCCCAGCCUCUUAAAAUGCAGAAAAUCAAAUGUCGGUCCCUUUGCUGCCUUCCAGCUUCUCUCUAAUAUUGCACAACAUUAAAGCUCUCCCUUCACUCCUGUUGUCCUCUGCUGUCCCCUGUGCAGAACACUGCUGUUGUUCCCUAUUUUGAUAAUCAGCAAUGAAUCAGCCUAUUUAACAGCUACAUUGAUUUGAUUAGCUCUUUCUCUGAGUUACAACUUUCAUGUUUUUAUAAUUUUAAUUUAUUAGUUUUUCUUACUUGCAUAACUUAACUUUAAUGCCCCCCUUUGCUUUAUAAAGUUCAGUAAUUAAACAUCCACACUAAGGAUCAAGAGUUUAAUUAUUUCAUUGUAGUUUGAGGUAGUUUUCAGUGAAGUAACUUAUUAUAAUGUGUGAUGUUAACUCUCUCAGCGUAGAGUAGGAGGGAUUGUUCCUCAAAAUACUCAGCUGCCAGUGAUUGUCUUGAUUCCUGCCCUUCUGAGGGCUGUGCUUUCACACCAUGCCGUGUGCCUGGUCAGUGCUCACUUCCUAGGACGCCUAUGGAGUAAGGACAACAAGAAAGACCAGUACUAGCCAGUCCACCUUGCCUUUUUCUCUCUGGCCUGGCCAUCAUUCUUAGAGCUGUUCUGUUCAGCUCUACUGAUUUAAUUGCAAAUAAAUGUGUUUUUGUUGUUGUAUAUAUUUUGAGACUAUUACAGAAGUAGAAGUUCUCAUACACCAUGGAACAAAGCCCAGUCUUUCUCCAUGUGGAUCAUGACCAGCUUUGGAAAAGAUGCAUUUGGAGAAGUAAAGUAAUACUUUCCUUUUUAGGCACACAGUAGCUUGCCCACAAGAUGACACCAAAUUAAAGGCAGAUCACCCUCAUGGCCAUGUAUUUUUCAUGAACAUGCCAUCCUAGGAGCACUGUGGUUAGUCCAUGCUGUGGUGCUUUACUGGGUACCUAAGUACAAAGUAAAUUGUAUCUAAAAAUAUCCAUUUGGCAGGUUCUAUAUCCCCUAGCUAGAAGACUAAAAUACGAACCUCCAACUAACUGUUUAAGGCAGCAAAUAUGUGUGAGUGGAAAAGUACGUGAGUUCAGAGGCAGGGACUCUGCUCCAGAGUGCAUAAGGAAGACUUUCCAAAGAAAUGACUAAACCCUGCAAGGACACUUGUUACUAAUUCUGCCACCUCCCUUUCCUGCUUUUUACCGUAAGUGGAUCAUGGCAGUUGCUUUUGCCUUCUGAGAGUACGGGUUAUUUAAGGAGAGCUUAAUAAUCCAAAUGUUCAUACUUCGUACAUUUCUACUUAAAACAACUAUUUCAGGAAAACUUUUUAAUUUCAGAGACCUUCAUAAUAGAAAACACUUCUCUCAGGUUAGUACAGUCAUUCUGUUCACCUUACCAUUGAUGUUGUCCCAUAUUUAGAUCUUAAAUACAUGUGGCCAGGGAUUAUGGAUUUCUUAUCCUUAUUUUCUAAUUCCCUAUGGUAAGACUAGCCUGAUUCUUACACAGUAAUCUACUCACUUACUCAGAGGUCUCUGUAUUUGCCGAAGGUGAUGGAUUAGCCUUCUGAAGUUCCCUGCCCAAGCAGCACUGGUUGUCUUGGGCAUUCCCAUCAGCUUUCUAUCCCUGAUGUCAGUCUCUUUUCCAAGCAUAUAUGCUUCUUAUUUUCUCUAAUUAGUUCAUUUCCAAGGCACAUUAAAUACAUUUAUAAGGAGAUGUCGAGACUUUCUAUGAAAAUAGGGACUUGCUUUGUGACAGCUCAUAUGCAUAAAUCAGGAGAUGCACAUGAAAUCUGACCAGGCACGAAGAAAGCCUUAAUUGAGAGCAGCCAAGAUCAAAUUAAUAUAGUCUUACUUUUUCAUUUAGUCACUGUUUUCAGCUACUGUGUUUUAACUAAUCUGAUAAAGCUUAGCUCAGGUUCAUUUGAACUCAUUAUUUCCAAUUCACUAAAAAUAUUUUUAUUUAACCUGGCUUUAAACAACUAAUGAACCUUUUCUCUGGUGGUCCUUAUGAAGAUAGGGUGUUUUCACUAUGUGACCCUUAAUGUAUAGCAGUGAUGGGGAACCUUUUAGAGCUUUCAGUAAUACAAACAGCUCACUGUAGCACGCAUAUAUUCAGCCCGGCAGGUAUGUCCUUUCUUUUUACUUUUGUCUGUGAUCCACAUUUCAUUCUGUUUAGCAGAUACUGGCUGCUGUGUGAUUUUGAGAAAAACAGUAGGUAGAUAUAUGUGGAAAAAGUAGAUAAUGGCAAAAUUAUUCUUAGGUAGAAUUCUGAAUAUUGCAAACUUUUUUCAUCAACUUGCAGUUGAAAUACAAUUUCUGGAAAAUCAGAAGACUUUUCAUCAUUAAUGGUACAAAGGGUCAUUUAUUUCACCACAAAUAUUUCUUGACUUUUCACUACAUGUCCAAUGUAUAGCACUGGGUCUGCAGAUCUAGCAGUGAACAAGUUGGGUAAGAACCCUGCCUUAGUAAGCACUCUCACAGGGGUUGCAGUGAGGUGCAGAUGACAGAUGGAUCCCAUACACAGCCACUUGGUUUUCAGAUUCUUCUCUCUUUACCUUGUUUCAAGGCCGUAUCUCCAAUCUCGUUACUUGUACUGCUGAAUUUGAUUUAGUCUCAUGUUGCUCUGUCACCUAGGAAGAGGUGUAGAAGGGCCUUUUUCUAAUAUAAGAGAGAACAGUGGUACCUAGUGAAGUCAAGUUUCUCAGUGUUAAACAAAUUAAAGGAGCUUCCUUUCCGAGUUGUGCAGAUAAAGAUUCACUCAUUUAUUCAGAAAACAGUUGUUGAGCACUGUAUCACCCAAGGUUCUAUUAUGUUUCAGACUUUGUAACUCAUGCAUGUCUCCCAUGCUAUUUGGAGAGACAGAGAUAUAAAACUAAUGAUUACUGAUAUUCCCUAGUAGUAAUAUUGUUACUAAAAAUCUUACGUGAUGUACAAGGGGAGCACACAAAAAGCAGUAACAAACUUGUCUGUAUAGAAUGUUUGUAACUAACUCACAUAAGUCGCAACCCAACUGAGUCUUCAAGGUAGAAGUACAUCGUGCUUCAUUUAUUCAGCACACAUUUACUAGCACCUUCUGUGUCCUAUGACCUAUUGUAGGUACUAUAGUCACAGCAGGGGACUAGACAAAGUCCCCACCCUCUUGUAUAGAGAAACACAAUAAACAGACAAAUCUGUGUAAGGUAGAGAUGGGUGUAACAUAGAUAAAGAAAGAGAACAGAGUGUCAAACAGGUACCAUUUAAACAGUGGUCAGGAAUGGCCUCUUUAGUAAGAGAAUAUUUGAGCAAAUCCUGAAUAACAAGAAGAUGUACUAGAUUUUGAAGACAUUUUAAGAGAAAAAUGACAAAUAGCUAGAUUUUUGUUAGGUUUGGUUGGGUUUGGCUAGGUUUCCUUAGGUUCUCGGAAAAUCCUCUCUAGCAGCAGUAUGCAAGAUGAACAUAAAGGAGAAGCACAGAAAGCCAACUAUAAGGUUAUUGUGGUAAUUUAGAUAAGAAAUUAUGUGGGUUAUACUGGAUCAGCCAGAUGAGAUGCUAGCUAGAGUGGAGAUGGUAGAGUUGAGACGGUUUAGGAGAACCAGUAUACAUAUAAGACUUGAUGCCUCGUGGAUUAUGGAAGAGUUCAGAAACUGAACUCCAGUACCUGAGUUGAAGUUUGGGUAGCUGAGUGGACGGACAUACCAUUGACCUGCUCAGAUGUUGCUAGGGAGUAGGCAGGUUUAUAGACACAGGAAAUGAAUUGGAUUUGAGGCAGUAAAAAUCAGAAGGCCCGUCAUGGCUGGGACAAAUUUGGCAGUUACUAGCAUUUCACAGAAAUUUUAAGAGGAAAAGGAGCAAAAAGAGUAACCAGCAUGGUUGGAUACUGGAAGGCAGUUUAGUAAGAUGAAGAUUUUUAAGAUUUGACUGUCAGAAGGUCAUUAGUGACUUUCAGAAGAUUGAUUUCAGUAGAUAGGGGUGUAGACAGUGCUGGCUUAAAGAGUGAAGGGGUAAGAUGUUGAGAUUGUCCAGCCAAAGUCAUUGUCCUCCUCUUUCUUAGGAGCUUUAAACCUUAUGUCACAUUUCUUCUUUCCUCUCCCUUCUUAGCUUUCUCCACCUAAGGUCUCAGAUUCAAUUUCUGAGCUAGGAGGAUGACUGGGAUUUACAAAUUAAGAUCCUUGGGGCUCUCAUGAGACAAGGAGUCCAUGGAUAUAGGAGCCUAAUUGUGGUGAGCUGAUUGCAGGGAGCAUCCUCAACUGUGGUCUCUGUUCCACAGGGAAACUGGAUCAGAAAGCUAAAGUGAGAGGAGAAACAAAGCACUUACAGGGCUGGUGGAGGAAACAUGGAAUUAGUUAAGAAGGCACCCAGUGAGGGAGUAGAAUGUGACAGGUGUGGGGGCAGGGUGGAAUCUGAGGCAGUAAACCGGUGUUAACUAGACAGUCAGGCACAGGUGUGUGGGUUUCUAAGCAUGCAGGAACUGAGGGUGUGCAAAGGAGGGACUGAGGCAGUGCUUGAGCAGAGUAAUGAAUGGAAGGGAAUCCAGCAGUACCUGACUGUGGAUGUUUCAUGUAUUUGUGAGGCCCACUGGGUAGUUCACAGCAUGUGGGAGGAAUCUUAUUACACCUCUGAGUUUCUGAACAACUGAUAAAUACCAGGAGUUCGUGUAGAGAUAGGAUGGAGGGAGUGACAAAGGGACCCCAGCUAAAGCUUUGCACCUUGGUGGGAGCUGGGAGCAAAAGUCAGAGUCAGGGGUCCCUGCCCUUAACCCCGAGGAGCCAGUGAGUGGAUGUUUUAAAAUUUCCUGCCUCCCCCGCAGCCUCAGUUUCUCCUGCUAGCAACGUCAUCUCCGCCCACUGCAGGGCGGGGCUCGAGGACGAGGGUGGUUGUUCCAAAGCCUCGAGAGCCAUCGGUUCCUACCAGACUCUUACUGGGGGUUGGUGCCCUACCCCAUGGCUGGACACAGGGCCCCAGAUUUAUGCCUUCCAGACAGUGGAAGGGGUGGGCCCCCUGGGACAAUGCCCCUGUGGGUUGACUUUCCCAGCUGUGUGAACGUCCAGGUGGCCCCUGGCAGACUGAUGGUCUGGCAAGGGGUCGGGCCAACCAUCUGCCGAGGCCCUGAGAUGUGGGGUGUCCCCUUGGGCCCCGCACCUUGCGAAUUCCCAGGAGGGCUGCCCCCCUGUAGAGCUGGCGAGGCAGGACCCUGGUUCCCCAGCCCCUCCGAGCCUGCUGGCCUCAAACCCUGCAUUGCCCUGCUGAGCACCCCGAAGUUGGCGCUGCCCGAGGACAUCUCAGCCUUAGAGAAGGAGAUGGAGCAGCUGGCCAAGGAGCUGCGGCAGAAGAGGCUGACCCUGGGCUACUCGCAGGCGGAUGUGGGCGUCGCCGUAGGCGCUAUGUUUGGGGAGAUGCUCAGCCAGACGACCAUCUGCCGCUUUGAGUCCCAGCAGCUCAGCCUUGCCAAAAUGUGGAAGGUGGGGCCGCUGCUGAAGAUGUGGCUGGCGGAGAUGAAUGCCAAGAACCACCGAGGCCUAUGGAAAAUGGAGAUGAUUCUGCAGCAGGGCCGGAAGCGAAGACAGGCCCACAGGGAGAGAAGACUCCGGAAUGACCUGGAGAGACUCUUCCUGCAGUGCCCGAACCCCACCCCCCAGCAGAUAAGCUGCAUCGCUGGGCACCUCCGCCUCAGGAAGGAGCUGGUGCAGAUGUGGUUCUGUCUUCGCAGCCAGACCUGCAGCCCACUGACCCACUAUGCCUCCCGACAGGAGAAUACAGGAGCAGCUGGGCCCCUGGCUCCAGGGCCACCUGGGGGCUUUCCCCUGGCACCUGGGCUGCAUAUCGAUUUCCUCCACUAUGGGGGGUCCUACCUUACCCCCCUGUACCCCUCUGCGCCCUUGCCUGGAGGGGAAGUCUUUCUGUCUGCCCCAGCUUCCUCCCUGGGCCUGCCGAGGCUUUCCACCUGAGGGGAGGGGGAAGAAGAAAGAAGGCCGGGGCCAGGAAUUUACGCAUACACAGUUUGGGAUCUGGGUGGGAAUUGUUUAAGAAAUUUGGGAGGGAAGUUUAUUGAUGCUUUGUGUUUUUCCCUUUAUUUAAAAAAUGGCUUUAGGUUUUAAGAUAUAUUACAAUAUACAAGUGUUUUCAAUAGUCUCUUUCUGUCUUUAUUAUGAACUGAAGAUUGCGUCUGCUGUUUCAUGUGGUGUUCGGGAAACAUCGUGUUUAAUUUUUUUUUCACAUAAACACAAUAUUGGGUGAAAAACUCAAGUCACCAACUACUGUAUAAUACCACUUAUUGUUAUUAUUAUUAUUAAUUAUUAUUAUAGCAGAACCCUAGCCAAUGCAAACACAAAACCAGGCAUAAUCGUUGCCCCUGGGGAGAGGCUUGAGAACCCAAUAGGAAAGGAGUGUCCAGAGCCCUCGCAGAGGCAGCCAGCUGUCUCCAGCUCUCUAAUUCCUGUGCUUGCCGUGGGCUCACCUCGGCCCUCCACCUUAUGCAGUGCGGCGGGGUUUUCUCCUGCCACUGUGUUGCUCUGUUCUCAACCCCUCUGUUGCUGAGCUAGGCAAAGUGGAGAGCUGUAGCUUCGGCCUGGUUCCAGCACACGUCCGUUUUUAGUUCCAUCUAGACUGUGCCUUGGGAAUCGUUCACACUUUGUUUGUGCACAGAUAGGUUUUUGAAUGGAUGUUUGUGAUUGUUUAUCUAACAUUCAUGAUGGUUGUGCCAUUGUCCAUUUUAAAUCACUUUUCCAACCUCUUAGAAACUGGUCUUCCUCGGUUUCCAUUUUGGUCAGUUUCGAUUAUCAUACAUUAGGGCUGGGGACAUAGCUCAGUAGUAGAGCGUCUCCUUAGCAUGCCCAAGACUCCAGAUUAAAUCUCCAACACCAGAUUAAAUCUCCAACACCAACAGGGGACGGGGAGUACUCUUUUUUUUUUUUUUUCAGACCCCACAUACCUGCAUGUCCUGUUUAUAGAUAUUUCCAAAAGAGAAGCUUUUCUACUUUUAUUCUAUUUGCUGAUGCUUUUGUUCUCUAAUUGAUUUUGUUUCAUUUUUAUUAAUAGUUUCCCUAUGCUCUUCUGGUUACUUUUAUUUCUUUUUUCCUAAUGGCAUUUAGAUUGUACUUACUUUGCUUGUGAUUUGUUUUUGUUUCCUGGUGGCUGCUUGGAAAACUGCUGUGUGGAGCUGAGAGUGGGAGACAGGGCGACCUACAUCCUGAUCUGACCUCAGGUCCCUGGCUAAGUUCACCUCACACAAGAUCAGGCUUCACUGAUGCCUCCAUUUAGUGUUCUCUUCCUGUGACUAUAGAGAAGCUAAUCUUUUACCUGUAUUUUGGUGUGUGUAGUAUAUAGCUUAAAAUUUCCUGUCAGGCAUUUUAUGUAUAAAUUCCUUUUGGUGACUCAGUGACAUUCACAGCAUGGAACCAUCAUCACUCUCCAUCCCCAACAUUUGGAUACUUUCCCCAAACUUCAACCCUGUACUUCCUAUGCAAUAACUAUUUCCCCAUUCCUAGCCCCUGGUAACAUUGAAUCUACUUUAUUUCUCUGCAAGUUUGUUUAUUCUAGACAUUUCAUAUUAGUGGGAUCACAUAAUAUUUAGCCUUUUGUAUCUGGUUUAUUUUACUCAGCACCUUUUCCAAGUUUAUCUGUGUUGUGCCACACAUGUUUCCUCUUUAUAACUGAACAAUAUUCCAUUAACAGAGACACCACUGAUGCUGCUCCUGAUGCUUGCCCUCUAGUAGUUACUAGAGGCUGAUGUCAGCAGCAGGCCAGUCUUCAGAUUUGUUGGAUUCCUCCCACCUCCAUUUAAAAACUGAAGACUGUAAAACUUUGCCAUCAUUUUCAAAAUGUGUUUUUAUUAAAAGUUUCCAUUACCUUGUGUUUCUUUUAGACAGGGCAGAUACUCCUAGCCUGAAGAUGCCGAGCGCCAUCAGAAUAUAAGUGGAGUAGUGUGCUUAUGUGUGUAUGUGCAUUUCCUUUCAAGAUGGUUGAUAGCCUUCAUCAGGUUUUCAAAGUGGAUCAUGACACUUUGGACAGAGUUUUAGUCCUUGAGAAUCACCUUCCCUUUGUCUGACUUACUUUCAGUAGUUUUCUCUUGACCUAUCCAAUGGGCAGUUUCUGUUUGUUUGAAAAUCUGUAUUUUCUGGAUAUCUAGCUCAGUGUAGUAUUAAGCCUUGAAUGAUUUUUGAUGUGUUUCAAGUUUGGACCAAAUAUUACAUAAUUAACUUUAUUGUUUUUAUAUUUUCAUCAUUCUGAGGACCUUAAUUAAAUUACUAUUAAUAUCAAUUUCUCCUUUUCCUACUUUUGUCUAAGAAUAUAUGAAGGAUUGAUAGCUUUCCUUAUUCCAAACCAUUAUUUUUUCUUGAAUUAGCAUCCGCUUUCUAUAAUUUCAUAUUUUGAAAUACAUAGUCUGUACAUUCUUAUUAUACUAGAACCAUUCAAUGGAAUUUCCUUUUCAGAAGAGCCAUUUUUGUUUUUACCUCUCUUCUAGAAAUAGUCUUGCUUACUCAAUAGUAUUGGUUUUCUUGGCAAAAAGUAUUCAUGAUGAAUUCAUCUUAGAGUAGAUAGUGGUAUUAUCCAUGUAAAACAGUGCUUUAAAGUGAAAACUACAGUGCUACUGCAAUAAAAUCCCAGUGAAAUAUAGGGUUAGUAGUUUAGACAAAGUGAUUCUAGACUAACAGAAUAAAAUUUAAGAACACAAGUGAGAUUUAAAGAUAGAACCAUGUGACCUUGUCCUACUUAAACAGCAUGGUACUGAUGAUGAGAAAAAUAGCAGAAACAAGUAUUUGAGAACUUCAUUCAUUGGAAUGAGAUCUGGUGCAGCCCACAACAAAGGCAAUUCUGAAAUUCAUAUGAAAAGAGCUUAAAGUAUGCAGUCCCUUUGGGCCAUUGUUUCAAAUUUUAAGAAUUUUUUUAAGAAAAUAACUAUGUGUGAGACUUUAGCAAUAAAAAUCGUUACAGCAUUUUAAAAAAUGAAGCAAGAAAUUAAAAACAACAUAUAUGUUCAGUAAAAGGUUAAGUAAAUUAAAUAGAACUCCAUGUACAGUUAAAACUGUGGUGUAGGUCCACAGUUAUUGACAGCCAGAGUUACAGAGUAGAUCAUUGAAUGAGGCAAAACAUCUUAAUAAGCUGUACCAUUUUGAUACAUGUUUUAAAGACAUAUGCUACAUGGCAGAAAAACAUAUAUGUAUAUGUUUUAUAACUAUACAUGGUGGUACUGUUUUAGAAUUCUUUCUAUAUUGCGUAGUUAUUUAAUAACCCAAGAAAUAUUUUGUCAAAAAUCAUCUUCAUCAUGUCUCUAAAAUACUAAUUCUUCAUUUCAAAGCAGUAUUUAAAAAGCUAAACAUAAUCACAUUAUUUUUAGUCACAUUUGUAGUUUCCAUAAAAGAAUGACAAUUGUCUAAAAGGACACGUACUGGGUGAGAAAGAUAAUGGUAAAAUUAGCAUUUGGGUUUUUUUUUAAGGAUCAGAUGCCCAUUAAUGUGAAAGAGCUGUAAUAUAGUUCAGUAAGUGAAGACACCUGCCAUAUGUCUCUUUUCCUGCACAACAUGUAGUAUAGUAUGUGGGCUGUGCACAAUUGUAAUUUACAAUUGCAAUUAGGGUAUUUAUAUACCUCUGUGUAGUUAACCAAUAUUCAGAAUAUAGUAUAAACCCAUAUCAUUCUUGUGUUUCUGUUUAUUUUCCAAUUUAAAAAAGCACUUAAAAAUAGCAAAAUCCUGACAUUAACACAGCAGAAUCUUCCUUGCUUGUCAUUUUUAAGAAAAGCAAAUGAAUGCAAAUAAAAUACAUGGAUUUUAGAGUUUGAAACAGGGUCAGUUCCUGUGAAGGAUGAGCUGUCAUGUAGUAGUGACUCCUCCCUAAUUCCUUAAGAUGUAAACAUUAUCACAGCUGCACCUUUAGGAGAGCCACAACAGGAAGCUUUUGGAGGAAUCACAUGGUCUGUCAUCAUAGCUCAGUUGGGAAGCCACUUUGCCACCUUUCUUUUACCUGCUAUAAAUUCUGCCAAUAGCAGACUUGGCUACUUUGCUCUUGAACUUGGACUUCUUAUGUUUUCUUUCUUUAGCUUCCAACAGAAUGACAAAACUCAAACUAGUUUCAUUUAUUUCUAUCGACGCUUCUACUGCCUGCCUGCCAAAGACUUUUGAUUUAAAAGGGAAAAUUGAGGCCUUCUUGACAAAUUACAUUUCAAAUUCAUUAUUCCUUUAUAAAACUAUGCAGUCUACAACCAGUUCUCUUUUCUAUUGCUGACUGACUGGUAUAGAACCUCUUCCAGGACUCGGUUAAGUGGCCAGGGCAGUGUGUAACAUGCAUUAAGUUGACUUAUUUUAAAACAAAUGAUAAUGUUCCAGGGACACUUCUUAAACUUUGAAUGCUAUUAAUUUUAAUAUAAACUUUUUGAUAGCUAUUACUGUAUUCUUUUGUUGUUGUUGUUUUGUUUUGUUUUGGUACCAGGGACUGAACUCAUGGCCUCACGCUUGCCAGGCAGGUGCUUAUGCCAUUGAGCUAAAUCCCCAGCUCCUACUGUAUUCAUUUUCUAGGACUGCCACACAAAGUCCUGGAGAUUUAUUUGUUUGAACAACCAAAAUGUAUUUUCACACAGCCCUAGAGGCCAGAAAUCUGAGACUACAGUGUGGGCAGCUGGCUUCCUCUGCAAGCGACAAGAGAAGGGUCUGUGCCAUCUUACCUGUAAGCACAGUCUCAGCCUUAGAUCCUCACAUCGCCUCCAUCCUGAAUGCGUCAUGUCCACAUUGCUUCUUUUUAUAAGGACAUCAGUCAUACUGACUGACAGCCCACCUUAAUGAUCUCAUUUUAACCCCUAUCUCCAAAGUCAGUUUUACUGUGAGGCAUUGAAGUUGAAGACUUUUGUAUAUGAAUAUUUGUGUGUAAUUUACUUAGCCCAUAACAUAAGUCUAAUUAAAAUCUAAACUAACUUCAAAUAUUUAUUAAUGUAAUCAUUGAACAAAUAACUCAGCACUCUCUGUCAGGUAUACCUUAGGUGCUAAGAUGCAGCAGAAACCAAAAACAGCUUAGAGUCUGGUGAGGCAUCCAGAUCUUAAAUGAACAGAUAAUUGUGACUUAUAACAAGUAUACAAUGGUAGGGACAGUGUAAGGCAUUGGGCAGUUUUCUUCAGAUUUAUGUGUAUAACCCUCCAAGUGUAGUAUGUAAGUAUUCCUUCUGAUAAUAUCAACUGGUACCUAGUAGUAUAAACGAGGGAACCUGCAGAAAAAGGAUGAGGCACAGUUUGGGAGAGAGACAUUUAUUUGUAAGUUAAAAUCCCACCUGAAUAACUUACUGUCUGUUAUUUUGGAUGAAUUACUUCUUUCAGCCUUGGCUUCUCAUCUGUACAAUAUAUUUAAGAAACCAGUGAAUGAGAGUUGAUAGAAGGAUAACAUUAGAUAACAUAGAAAGAAAUUCCUUGGGCUUCUCUUUUACAUAGAAAGUACUCCAUUUUUCCUUACCUUGACUAUGCUUUAUUUGUGUCUCCAUGAGCAAAAAUAAAACCAUUCCCCACAGGUGGAAUGUAUAGACUAAGAGGACACACAGCGCAUGUAGGGUACGGUCACCCAGCCUCUCCUACUGCAGUUCCACGAAAGCUUUCCUUUCUUGUUGCCUGCUUGUCAACUGACUCUCCCAGUGUAGACCCAACAUCAUUUCCUCAUUGCAUAUUGCUACAGGUUGACUAAAAUGUCCCCCAAAGGUCCUGACUGGCACUGCUGGCAGGUGUGGGAGUCUUUAGUAGGUGGGUCACGGAGGCCUUCAGGUCCUCGGGUAUGAACUCCUGAAAGGACAGUGGGACCUGCAUCACUUCCUCGUCUCCUUUUCACAUCCUGGCAAUGAGAUGAGCUGUGCUUCCUACCAUGAUUUUCUGCUUCCCUGUAGGCCCCAAAGCAAUGGGCCAACGUCAUGGAUAGAAAUGUCUAAACCUGUGACCCAAAAGAAACCCUUUCUCUUAGUAAGUCUUGGUUUUAGUUAUGGUAACCGAAAGCUGAAGAGAACAUGUAUCUCAUAAUCUAGCUUUUCUAUAGCUUACCAUAUCCAUUUGCCACAAAUUAGGUAGCAGAAGUCUAUGAAUGGCAUUUAAUACUGGGCAUCCAAGGCCAAGUAUGGGCAGGGAUGGUUCCUUAUGAGGUCAGGGAAGGAAGGAUCUGUUCCAGCCCUCUCUCUGGCUUGUAGAUGGCCAUCUUCUCUAGCCCUCUCUACAUCGUCUUUCUUCCAUACAUGCCUGUGUCCCUAUUUCUCCUCUUUUGUAAGCCUGUUAGUCAUGUUGGUAUUUCUAAUGACUGUCCAAAGUUAAUGACUUCCUUCAAACUCGAUUCCCUCGGUAAAGUUUGUACAAAUAAGGUCACAUUCCAAGAUGUUGGAGCAUGGGACUUUCAACAUAAAUUUUGAGGGGACACAAUUCAACUUAUAUCACUACCAUUUCUGAUAUAGAGAACAUACAAGGGUAUGCUGAGGGAUAGGUGUAAAAAGUCAAGGAGACUUUUCCUUACAAAGGAGUUCAAUAAGAGGCAGUAGUAAAAAGAAAAGAGCAUUGGGCAUAUAGGCCAAAUAGUCCUUGAUCUAUGUCCUGUCUCUGUCAGAAGUUCAGGUUUAUCAUCUCAGGAAAAUUUUAGAAAUGUAAGAUUUCUUUUCUCAUAAACAAUAACAUUGUAGCUACUUAUUUCUAUCUAUUUUUGGAGCAGGAUAUUUGAACUCAUUGGUGAGAUUCAGGAGCAUUCUUUUAGGAAAAAAAUUUUGGGCAUCUUGAUAUGGAUAUGACUCUUAGUUUGCAAAAAAAGGUUUGUUGUGUGAACCUGUUGAGAAAGCCCAGUGAUUUUCUAAGUAUUACCAGCCACUAAUUUCAUCAAACUAAUGUAACAGGACAGACAGUUGUAUCACCUUUAAUUUGUUGUGAUUGUUUUGUAUUUACAAAAAGCAGAGCUAAAACAGCAAAGAGCAAAUGUUCAGACAAUGAUUGUUUUCAUAAACAAUUUUAAAAAUAUUGCAAAAUCCAAAUAGACAACAAGUAAGUUUUAAAAUAUAACAUUAAAUCAUUCCUUGUAUAAUAAUCAGCCAGUAAACACAUGCAGCUGUUGUAAAUGAUCACGUUUCAAACUUCUUUAUGGCACCAGUCUGCUGAGCAAAUAUACAUUAUCUUUGAGAUUUAAACUAAAGAGUAGAGGUAGGAAAAAACUUUCUAUACAAGAAUUUAUUGUAUUGUUCCUUACUCUCCUGAAAAGGUAGUCGUAGUAACACCAUAAGUAUAAAGGAAUAUUUCAUUGCUUUGAUGUCACAUCGUUAAAGUAGUUAAUCUAUAUCCAUAAAU
Cavia porcellus (domestic guinea pig) is the source of this 16665-nucleotide messenger RNA. It is a transcript of the gene Pou5f2, whose product is annotated as POU domain class 5, transcription factor 2. Gene Ontology annotation, molecular function: DNA-binding transcription factor activity, RNA polymerase II-specific; RNA polymerase II cis-regulatory region sequence-specific DNA binding. NCBI's taxonomy places the organism in Eukaryota, Metazoa, Chordata, Mammalia, Rodentia, Caviidae. The record is from RefSeq and is a predicted model, not a curated record. Gene Ontology annotation, biological process: regulation of transcription by RNA polymerase II. The transcript has a single exon. The coding region runs from base 8329 to 9333 and encodes 334 amino acids.